AUGACACCCAACAGCACCAGGGAGGUGGCCAGCCCCCUUCCCACAGGGACCCUGGGGCUCUCCCUGGCCCUGGCAAGCCUCAUUGUUGCUGCCAACCUGCUCCUGGCCGUGGGCAUAGCCUGGGACCGCCGCCUCCGCAGCCCACCCGCCGGCUGCUUCUUCCUGAGCCUGCUGCUGGCCGGGCUGCUCACAGGGCUGGCACUGCCCACACUGCCAGGACUGUGGAACCAGAGCCGCCGUGGGUACUGGCCCUGCAUCCUCCUCUACCUGGCCCCCAACUUCUCCUUCCUGUCCCUGCUCGCCAACCUCCUGCUGGUGCACGGGGAGCGCUACAUGGCAGUGCUGCGGCCCCUCCGGCCCCGCGGCAGCACCCGGCUGGCCCUGCUCCUCACCUGGGCUGGCCCACUGCUCUUUGCCAGCCUGCCAGCUCUGGGUUGGAACCACUGGGCCCCUGGGGCUAACUGCAGCUCCCAAGCUAUCUUCCCAGCGCCCUACCUCUACCUUGAAGUCUACGGGAUCCUGCUGCCUUCGGUGGGUGCUGCCGCCCUGCUCUCCGCCCGUGUCUUGGCCACUGCCCAUCGCCAACUGCAGGACAUCCGCCGGCUGGAGCGGGCUGUGUGCCGUUGUGCACCCUCGGCCCUGGCCCGGGCCCUCACCUGGAGGCAGGCAAGGGCGCAGGUGGGAGCCACGCUCAUCUUUGGGUUGUGCUGGGGGCCCUACGUGGCCACACUGCUGCUCUCGGUCCUAGCCUAUGAGCAGCGCCCCCCGGUGGGGCCCGGAACUCUGUUGUCCCUCAUCUCACUGGGCAGUGCCAGUGCGGCAGCCGUGCCUGUGGCCAUGGGUCUAGCUGAUCAGCGUUACACAGCUCCCUGGAGAGCAGCUGUCCAAAGGUGGCUGCAGGGGCUUCGGGGAAGAGCCUCCGGGGGCAGUCCCCACCCCAGCACUGCCUACCACACCAGCAGCCAAAGCAGUGUUGACCUUGACUUGAACUAG
This is a messenger RNA of Orycteropus afer afer, 993 nucleotides long. RefSeq names its product G protein-coupled bile acid receptor 1 (gene GPBAR1). NCBI's taxonomy places the organism in Eukaryota, Metazoa, Chordata, Mammalia, Tubulidentata, Orycteropodidae. The transcript has a single exon. Gene Ontology annotation, molecular function: G protein-coupled bile acid receptor activity. The record is from RefSeq and is a predicted model, not a curated record. Gene Ontology annotation, biological process: G protein-coupled receptor signaling pathway. Gene Ontology annotation, cellular component: membrane. The coding region runs from base 1 to 993 and encodes 330 amino acids.